Podarcis muralis (Common wall lizard) is the source of this 7009-nucleotide messenger RNA. RefSeq names its product transcription factor Dp-2 (gene TFDP2). The record is from RefSeq and is a predicted model, not a curated record. Gene Ontology annotation, molecular function: RNA polymerase II transcription regulatory region sequence-specific DNA binding; DNA-binding transcription factor activity, RNA polymerase II-specific. Gene Ontology annotation, biological process: regulation of cell cycle; regulation of transcription by RNA polymerase II. NCBI's taxonomy places the organism in Eukaryota, Metazoa, Chordata, Lepidosauria, Squamata, Lacertidae. Gene Ontology annotation, cellular component: nucleus; transcription regulator complex.
GCCAGACGCCGCCAAGCUUGUGCGGGGGAGAGAGAGCGAUAGCAAAGCUGACAGAGGCGACUGUUGGGGCUGCUGAGGGAGAGGCGAGGCGGGCCGGCCGGCUGGGCUGUAGAGCGACCAGAGGCGGCAGCUGAGGCCGGGUGGAAGUGUCCUUACACAUGUUUUACUCAGAAGUAAAUCCCACUGAUUUCAAUGAAGCUUAACCCCAAGCUGAAGAGAGAUUGUUAUGAUGGCUGUGUUCACUUAUGAAGAUAUCCACUUGUAAAUGGAGUGCUUCUGCAUUUGACUGCUCAUGUCUGGCACCAUCUCAAGUUUCCUCUGAAUAGUAACAAAGACUGGAGACUUGGUACUGCAGUAAAAGGCAUGCUUCCUUAGUCCAGGGAAUAUAUCGUUUUGGUUUCUGUCUUCCUGGGUGCAUGAGAGGUGAAAGGAAAAGCUACGCAGCACAGCUGCUGCCUGUCUCCACGGGCACAAGUCCUGGGUAUGGUCACCCCAAUUCUCAUACAGACAGAUCAGGUGCUUCUGCUUGACAUACUGGGAUCAUGUUAUAUUGAAUUUAUGACCUUCUGGUAAUUUCAUGGCAAAAGACUGGUAACCUAAAUAAAGAAUUGACCUCAUAUCAGAAUAGCGAACAGAGAAUCAACAACUAAAGAACUGUCUCCUACAAUGGAUUACAUACCCUUUCUAAAUAGUGAAGUAACAAGGACAAGCAUAGAAAGCCUGUGAAAGAAAAUAUUUCCAUAAUUGCACUACCAGUGUAUACCAUCAACUCACCAUCUAAGAUUUUGCCAAAAACAUUUGCACCAAUAAAUGUGAAUGUUGAACCCCAAAUGAUUAUAAGCACACCACAAAGACUGACCAAUUCGGGAAGUGUUCUCAUUGGGUGUCCCUACACCACAGCAUCAGCCAUGGUCACACAGAUGCAUAUAACUGAAGCCACUGGCUGGGUUCCAGGGGAUAGAAAACGAACUCAAGACUUUAUGGAAUCAGAUUUUUCGGAAAGUAAAAGAAGCAGAAAAGGAGAUAAAAAUGGAAAGGGUUUGAGACAUUUUUCAAUGAAAGUAUGUGAAAAGGUCCAGCAUAAAGGAACAACAUCUUAUAAUGAAGUUGCAGAUGAGCUGGUAUCGGAUUUUACAAACUCUAAUGGCCACUUAGCUACAGAUUCAGUUUAUGAUCAGAAGAAUAUUAGGCGGAGAGUUUAUGAUGCCCUCAAUGUAUUGAUGGCGAUGAACAUUAUUUCAAAGGAGAAAAAAGAAAUCAAAUGGAUAGGUCUUCCUACAAACUCGGCUCAAGAAUGUCAAAACCUUGAGAUAGAGAAACAACGGCGUAUAGAACGUAUAAAACAGAAGAGAGCUCAGCUGCAAGAACUUAUACUUCAGCAAAUUGCUUUCAAAAAUUUGGUUCAAAGAAAUCAACAAAACGAACAACAGACUCAGGGAGCUCCAGCUUUAAAUUCUACAAUACAACUGCCUUUUCUAGUAAUAAACACAAGCAAAAGUACCGUCAUAGAUUGCAGCAUCUCUCCUGACAAAUUUGAAUACCUUUUUAAUUUUGAUAGCACUUUUGAGAUCCAUGAUGACACUGAAGUAUUAAAGCGAAUGGGAAUGUCACUUGGCCUAGAGACAGGCAAAUGCUCAUCGGCAGACCUAAGAGCUGCUAAAUCACUAGUGCCUAAAGCUUUAGAAAGCUAUGUCACAGAUAUGUCUACAGGAAUUUACUGCUUGAACCAGGGGCUAGUUUUAAAUUCAGCUCAAGCAGGUUCUGCUUUGGCCACAGCUGGGAAUACUGCUCUUUUUAAGUCAAGUGGAAAUCCAGGGUUGUGUCUAGAUUCUGAAGUGGCCUUAGCAACAGGCCAGCUGCUGGCUCCCAGCAGCCAACAGUCCAGCAGUGCAACAUCACACUACUCAGAGUCACGUGGUGAAACCCCCUGUUCCUUCAAUGACGAGGAUGAGGAUGAAGAUGACUCUUCUUCACCAGAAUAAAGGCACACUAGUCAUUUGAAAUACCCCUCUUGUGCACUACUCUUGUGCGCUUAACUCUCUUUACAUAGUUUUCUUCCACAUUUUGCCUCUUACCCUGUGCAAUUUUGUUGAAAUUUUUGAAAAGUGUCAGAGACAGGAAGCUGCUUAUAACAAGGCACAGGACAUUGUACUACUACAGAACAAGAAGAGAGGAUGACUCAGUGCUCAUACCUAUGCACAUCGGAGAGAAUGUGGAGCCCUUCAAACAAGCAAAGGACCUCUGGUGUGACAGUGUUCUCUUUCAUUGGUACCCAAAUCUCAUCCACAGAGGCAGAAUGGAUUUCUUCUCCCUGCAACAUGUUAAUGCCAUACUUAAACAGCACUACAGUGACAGACCGCCUGCACUUCCUGUCGGGACAUUCAUUUACCUAGGCCACUUCUCAUGCAUGGGUUGUUCCUCUUCUGUAUGCGUGGAGGGUCAGCUCCUGUGUUUUAUGUAUUUGUGUUUGUAGUCCUCACUGCCAGAAAGAAGUUGGAAGUGGUCCUGGUAGCCUGGUUGCAUAGGGGCCACCUGGAUCCAUGGUGGACUCCUCUGUAAUCUGCCAGGCAACUUGAGGACCCUCAUUAACAUUUGUGACAGGUAAGAGUGGGAUGUCCUUUCCCAAUAAGCUUUGAAAGGCACAUGGUUAGUGUGCAACUCCACAUCUCCCCUUCUGGGCCCAUAUACCGAAUAAUUGAAUUGGCUCGCAUUACUUUCCCCUUCACUAUUAGGGGAAAAAACACCUUUCAGAAAGGUCAGAGUGGACAAUGCACAAUUUUUCUUUUUAUAUCAUCAUCAGUUGCCUGCUUCUUUUCCCUUACAUCACAUAAGAUGCUCCUCUGCCCAAUUGUCAUUUUUUUUUCUACAGAAGAACACAAAUAUUUAAAACCACCGUGCCUCAUAAGACUAUGUGAUAGGGAAGCUAUUGAAGUUUUAUUCUGGUUGAAUAGCUGUGUGAAGAAGUGGUAUACAUUCACAAAGAGACAUGUGUUUUCAGCUUGAAAUCCUCUGUUUUAACUAUUCCAGAUUUAGUAUUUCAUCAGGUUAUCAUUUUCCCCUUCUACUGUCCAUUAAGCAGUGAGACAAUGCUCACAGCGCACUCUGUGCAGCUGCUGUUUUAAUUUAGAAAUGAAGAAACUGUAUUGAAGGAAUUUUUAAAAGAUGACAGUACAAAAUACUAAGAUUUUAACUGAUAUGUGACGUUCCCUCACACUUUUUAAUGGAUAAAGGAAGGUUAAAUUAUAGCAAAGCUUUCCCCCAUAGAAUCUUAAACUACAGUCCUAUGAAAUCCAAGCAAUUUUAGUUGACAAGUGUGUUCUGAAAUCAUAAUAAACUUGCUUUCUAAAUGUCUACUAGACCAAUGAAAUAUUAUAAAUUAUUUAAAUAAAAUACAGCUCUCUUUAGAGAACUAAAAAAUGAAUUUUUUUGAAGAAACUAUUUUGAUCUCAGGUUUUAAAAUAAUCUAUGAAGCCAUAAUCUUUGCUGCAGAUCAUACAGUGCUGAUAGGGAAAUAAGAAACUGGUAUCUUCAAGUGUAACAAUGGAUGUGAAUAUAUGAAUACAGUAAUCUAAAGAGGCUUUUUACUUUGAUUUUGUGUGUGUGUUAAAUGAGGCAGCUUCAGCUGAAAGUACUAUGAUCUAAUUUUGGGGAAAUUAUAAAGAAUGUUUUAGAGAAGGUAUAUACUAGGUUUUUUCACCCCAGACUGAUUUUUUUGCAUAUGAGUAUUAACAUCCAAAAGGAAAGCUCCAUUUUUAGUCUUUAAGGGCUACAUUGCCAUCUGGGAGGUAGCAGAAGCGUGUUCCAAUUUUUAAAAUUGCUUACUGUUUGUGAUUUGGCAAACCAUUAGGCAGUCUUUCACAUAUAUCGAAUGUAGGAUUUCACUAUGUUCCAGGCCUAGUGCUCUGAAUAGAACUCAAAUUCUGACACAAUCCUGUGUCAGAAUUGCUGACCAAAUGAGGAGGGAGGUGCUCAAUCUCUGAACGAAAACAUGGAGAUGUGGUAGAAUAAAAACAAAGUCAUUUUCACCUUCACUCUAACUUUCUCAUGGUAGGAGAUGCAUGUCUUUUUAAUGUGGGUCCAUCCAUUCACUGCAAACACAAGGAUUGGGGGAUAAACUCUACUUAGUAGCUUAUCUUUCCAGGUCUUUUAUCCCAGUUGGCUUUUAGUACCAGAAGUAAACUGGUUGGGAGAAAGGCACUUGAGGGAACAAGUUGAGGACAGGAAGAAGGUCUUGUGAGAAGCUUACCUGCAUGCUCCUUUGGCCUUCUAAAUCACACCCCCAAUUCCCUGCAUUACAAAAAAUUGCAGACCCAUGUUUAUAAAGCUGCUGUUCUACCUUGAUCAUUUCAGCCUUGUAGCAAAUCUCCUUCCUUCCACUCCACUAAACAACACACACACACACACACACAAACCUGGUAUCGCCACAUUGCAUGCAUAUAUUUAUGAAUCUAUUCCAAAGUAGAUUUGUAUGGAUGCAUGGACUUAUGGCCAUGUCUUAAGUGCAUAAUAUGGCCUAUAACCAGCACAAUUACUUAUAAGCAGUUUUAGGUCUUAGACAUUAAACAUAUUUAAGGGAAAGGGCAGAAAAAAUUUGGCCCUCCAGCUGUUGUUGAACUACCCCUGACAGCUUAUGCUGGCUAGGACUGAUAAGAGUUGUAUUCCAACACCUGCUAUAGUGGAGGAUCACAACUUCCCCAUCUCCAUUUUAGGGCAAUACAUCUUGAAGUGAAUGGUUACCUGAAAAUAGGAUGGCAGAUUAUGUGGUUCAAGAGGACAUUUCCCUUACAUAUGUACAGAGACAGUUCAAAUUCUGUGCCAGAGAGAGUUUAUUUCAUUAUUUCUCUUGUUCGUAUUUGAAAUGAUUUACUGUUCUGCCUCUAAUUUAUUCUGGUUUUGUUAGAGAGAGGCACAAAGUUAGGAAGGGCACUAUGGCCUUGCCUCAGCCACUGGAACUCGUGGUCCCCAAGAUUCAAGCAGGCAUUUAUCCACAACUUUCAAGCAUGUCAGCAUAAGUCAAAGGGCUGCAAACUUGCUGUUUUGUGUGUGUUUUGAUGAGAUUUUUGCAAAGCUGAAUUUUGUACCCCAGAACCAUAUUCUGAGAUUUGCCCCACAGAUGCGCACACACUUUUAUGAAAUUGGAGCUACACAUAACUCUGCCUACAUUUGUUCAUCAGAGUCCAUGGGAAGCUUUUGUGUCAUUAGAGCUCAACCCAGUUCUGCAAAUAAAAGCACUUUCAUGAAGCGUGUUCCUCACACAGCAUAACAGAACACUGUUCUCCUGCUCUUCCUCACUUAGUGUGUGUGUGCAUGACCACCAUGCUAGGUAGGGUGUUACAGGGAAUGAGAGAUUAAUGUUUCUUGACCAAGAAGAUGGGGGCAGAUGGAUGGGACAGUGAUAUGCAAGGAGUGGACAAGCUUCUUAUUCCACAUGAACAGCAGAUGGGAAAAGAUGGGGUUCUGCAAUGCCUUUUAUGAUUCCUUCAUGCCAAGUGCUGCAUUCAUAGGACUAGAGUGAACCCUUGAGAUUUCAUCAGAUUAAACUGGCAAUCUGAAUUGGGAGAAGGGGGAAGAGAGAAAAUUCACAGUAACCAAAGAGGCUGACCAUAUGGCAUGAAUAUUACGGAGCACUUUGUUAUCCUUCAGAACCAGUUUUGGAGUGAAAUGGUUGAAUGGUUGGGGAAAGUUCAGACUUCUUUGAAAACAACAAAUACAGGAAAAUCAAUUAAAGCAAUAUGGAUGUUCGCAAGUUAUUCCCUGCCUUUGUUGUAGUUGUCAGAUUUUGCUUAGUGGGUACGUACAGAAAGUAUAAGUAAAUAUGAAAUAUCCUUAAUGCUUUUAAACUGGAACCACAAUGCAAUGUUUAUAUGUUUUGUGUUAGUGGGAAAUAUAUGUUUCUUUGACAAAAAUGUCUUAAUUAAAGCAGGAAUUUGCAUCAUGCAAACCCACUGUCACUAACACAGGUGAAAAUAAAAUAGCCAAAUCAUAUUUGGAGUAGUGGUAUUUCAGGGAGUCUAUUCUGAGUAUGGUUGGCUUUGAUGCUGCCCAUAUGAAUUAAGCCUGGCACAAUGUUAAGUUUCUUCCUACCAUUUUUUAUGAACUGCAUUGGGUUGUACACAUCAAUAAAUGUCUGGUGUGCACACCUGAGCAAAACUGGUUAAAGAUUAGGAUCUGAAAAGUACAACCAUUUUAUUCCACCAGAGAACUUCUGACUAUGUCCUCCUAAUAGAAUUUAUGAUGGUCUGAAAGCAUUCUUGUCUUUACCAAAACCUUGAUAGUCUGUUUUAUCCAAAUGAUCUAAAGUCCUAUUUAUUUCUCACCACAUCUAUAUGCCAGCAGCAGAGAAACUUGUCAGAUGAUGGUAAUGAUUCAUGUGGCAAUGUUGUACACACAGAACAGCUGUGUCUCAAGUAGCCUUUGUGUAGUGAUCCAAAUAUUUAAACCAACCCCAGCACAUUGCAGCAACUUUAGUCUGUAGUUUGUAAAUGAACUUGCAGAAGAUGUAAUGUUCCAUGACUUAGCUACCAGAUAUUUUAAAAUCUGUUUUAUGCUAUUUUGUAGAGAGGCUGGGUUUUUCUGCUUGUGUUUGUUUUUUUACUACCGCAUAAUAUAUAGUUUGUGUGACUAAAGUGUGAAAAAUGUGGUAGUCUUGUGUAUGUCUUAAAAGAAAGAAGGCAGACGCAAAGAAACUCUUACACUUUAAGACUGUUGCUACUAGCAAUGUAAUAUGUCUGAUCUAAUAGAAAAAUGUUACCUUGUAGUAUAUCACAUACUUUAUAAAAAAACCAUUAUUUUUUUAUGGAAAUUUUAUAUAAGAAUCUAUUUCUGCAUAUUUCAAGUGAUCUUGUAUUUUAUUAAAGUGCUACAAGUAAGGAUUGUGCAGAAGAGUGCAAGUAUUUGCAUCUGAUUGAAAUGAAAAGCAUGCAUACUUUGAAGAAAAAUAAUAUCCUGCUGUUUGUGACCUGAGAAGUAAAGCUAAACUGUAGAACAGAAUAAAAUAAUUUAAAGACAA